Aspergillus japonicus CBS 114.51 is the source of this 366-nucleotide messenger RNA. RefSeq lists its product as uncharacterized. The transcript has 3 exons. Gene Ontology annotation, molecular function: zinc ion binding; nucleic acid binding. NCBI's taxonomy places the organism in Eukaryota, Fungi, Ascomycota, Eurotiomycetes, Eurotiales, Aspergillaceae. The coding region runs from base 55 to 366 and encodes 103 amino acids. The record is from RefSeq and is a predicted model, not a curated record.
CUCAUUACUACUACAAAUACAAUCAAGGCCACAGCCAUUUCCAUCAUCAACACCAUGGUCCGGGGCGAUCAUCUAACUAAAAACGGAGAGAAGGAGUGCGGGAGAUGUCGGGAAUUGGGGCACUUCUCGAAAGACUGUCCUCGUAAAGUGUUUUACAAAGGUCUGAUGGAGCUCGGACGUCAAGCCCUCAAGCGUGAACGAAAGCAGCGAUACGAGUAUAGAAAGAAGAAGGAGAAAGAGCACCGGGAGAAGAACAUGAAGCAGGACGAGAAGCAGGAGAAGAAGAAAGAGAAACACAAGAAGAGAAAGGAGGAGGAAGAGAAGGAGAAGAACGUGAAGAGACAGAAGACGAACAAGAGCAACUAA